AUGAAACCGUUAAAAGUGACAAUGACAAACUCAUUAGUAAUGCACUACAAUCUCCAUAAACAAAUGGACAUGGUAGAGCCAUAUAAGGCUACUUAUAAAGAUUUAGUUAAUUUUCAUUCACCAGAAUAUAUAAAAUUUUUAUCAACUGUUUCACCUGCCAACGAAAACAGUUUUCUACCAGAAGUAAACAGAUUUAACGUUAAAGAUGACUGUCCUAUCUUCCCUGGUCUUUAUGAUUACUGUAGAUCAGUAGCAGGGGCAACAAUGAUGGCUGCUAAUAAAUUAAACAGUGGUGAAUAUGAAACAAUUAUCAAUUGGUCGGGUGGUUUCCAUCAUGCUAAAGUAUGUGAAGCAAGUGGAUUUUGUUAUGUAAACGAUAUUAACCUUGGAAUACUUGAAUUACUUAAAAUUCAUAAUAGAGUACUUUACAUUGAUAUUGAUGUUCAUCAUGGUGAUGGGGUAGAGGAGGCAUUUUAUAUAACAGAUCGUGUUAUGACCGCAUCAUUCCACAAGUAUGGUGAUUUCUUUCCAGGAACAGGAAGAUUAGAUGAUGUAGGUUUUGGUAAAGGAAAGAAUUAUUCUAUUAAUGUUCCCCUGAAGGAUGGUAUUGAUGAUAAGUCAUAUGAAGAUAUAUUUGUUCCUGUGAUACAGAAAAUUAUUGAGGUUUUUCAACCCAGUGCUAUUUUGAUGCAAUGUGGAGGUGAUUCAUUAUCUGGAGAUAGGUUAGGUUGUUUUAAUCUGACACAUGCAGGACAUGGAAGAUGUGUUGAGUUUGUUAAAUCAUUUAAUCUGCCACUUAUUCUAGUGGGAGGUGGAGGAUAUACAAUUGAUAAUGUAGCAAAAGCAUGGACAUAUGAGACUGGUAUAGUAGUAGGAAGUAGAUUAGAUGAAGAUAUUCCAUACAAUCAAUAUUUAACAUACUUUGCGCCUAAUUACAAAUUAAAAAUUCCACCCAUGAGUAUUGAAAAUAUGAAUACAAGAGCUGAGACUGAUCAAAUCAUUUCAACAAUUCAUGAAAGAUUAAGAGGAUUAACUAUUGCACCAUCAGUUCAAAUGUCUAUAACCCCAUCAUUUUUAAUUGAUGAGGAACAAAUAGACUCAGACGAAGAAUUUCUCUAUGAAAGGAUUUUAGAUGAUAAUGGAUUUGAUGGAGAACGUGAGUUGGAACAAACUGAAAGAAUAACUAAAACAGACAAUUUACCACAAGUAGAAAAAUCAGACUGA
Molecule: messenger RNA, 1224 nt
Organism: Hepatospora eriocheir
Lineage: Eukaryota; Fungi; Microsporidia; Hepatosporidae
Source: the annotation of a GenBank genome assembly